This is a messenger RNA of Effrenium voratum, 927 nucleotides long. The record is from the annotation of a GenBank genome assembly. Lineage: Eukaryota; Dinophyceae; Suessiales; Symbiodiniaceae.
AUGGAGCGCGCGAGGGCGCUUUCCUGCUGGAAUGGCAAGGAGGUGGUGGUGCGCCCGGUGGGGGAGGUACGAGAAGAGCUGCACUUGGGCGAGGGCCGCACCAACCAGAACUUCAUUGCAGACUGCGAGGGCGCCCGCUGUUUCGUGCGCGUGGGCAGCGACCUGCCCUUCUUCGGCGUGAACCGCGCCCGCGAGCAGGCAGCCUCGAGGGCAGCUCACGCGGUGGGUGUGGGGCCAGCCGUGAGGCAUGCCGAGCCAGAUGCCAUGGUGGUGGACUUUGUGGACGGCAAAGCCCUCACAGAGGAGGACCUGCACCGCGCGGGCGCGGAGGGCCCGAGGAGCGUGCUGCUCGCGGCGCUGGGCAAGACCCUCAGGGCCUUGCACGACGCCCCGGUGCCUCCGGAGCUUGAGGCCUUCCGGGAGGAGGUGGGCUCCGUCGGCUGGGGCGGGCCCCACCUGGAGAAGUGGCUCCGCUACGCCGAGGACCAGAAGUACUCGCGCCUGCCGCUCCUGGCCAACCUGCGGGACUUCAUCAAGCAGCUGGAGCACGCGGCAGGCCCCUUGGGUCCCAACAAGUUUUGCCACUUCGACCUGCUUGCGGACAACUUGGUGCUGAAGAAGGAUGGCGGCAUUAUGCUGGUGGACUUUGAGUACUCGGCCCCAGGUCAGCCUUUCAUGGACCUGGCGGUCCUCGCAAUGGGCUGCAGCCUCACUGCGGAGGAGGAGCGCAGUUUGCUGAGCGCCUACCUGGACCGGGAGGCCUCGGAGGAGGACUUGCGGCGCUUCAAGGCGGUGCGGGUGCUGGCAGCGCUGCGGGAGACCUUUUGGGGCGUCACGGCGGAGCUGAGCCGCAGCAGUGCGCUCAGCGACGCGGAGGCGCUGAGCUACGCGGAUGCGCCCGGGGGCUUGGAGCUCGCGGAGGGGUGA